AUGAACGGCCUCGGCAUUAUGAACAUGGACAUGAACGCCCACGGGGCGGCCGUCGCGCGGCCGAGCCCCAGCAUGCCCAACCUAAGAGUCACACACGCCGACGCCCUCGCCCAGGGCUGCGGCCGCAAAGACUGCUUCCACGACGCAGCGUCCCCGGACUGCGAGCUGCACGGCAACCUCGUGAGGGACAUCAUCAGAUCCCGCCGCGAAGAGCGCCGUGCAAGGCUGCAGCAAAGAUGUCGGACACAGAGCAGCGAGGCGCUGGCCAUGUCAGCUGCCGCCGCGGCCGUGUCGGCGACCAGAAACGUGACGCCGCUGAGGCGGCAGUUGAGCCAGAGCAGCACAAAAUCCGAGAGUCCGAGGUCGACUAUCUCGUCGGACUUCUCGCCGUGCGUGUCACCUUUGAUGGAGGAUCUCAUGCUUGAGGUCACGGAUGCGAUUGAGAGCAGCGGGACACCGCGUGAGGUCACGAUGCUGCCGCAGAGGCGGACGGCGCAUGAUAUGGACGAGAUUUACAGGCUUAUUGACGAGGCUCAGAGGGAAUACGAGUGCCUCGCUCAACCGCCCAUCGCAAAUGCGCGGUUUGAUGCAACAGCUCAACCGGGCUGGAUGAGAGAAGAUUGCUGGGGAAGUUUGACGGAUCACUCAUAG
Colletotrichum chrysophilum is the source of this 651-nucleotide messenger RNA. RefSeq lists its product as uncharacterized. Bases 1 to 651 code for a protein of 216 amino acids. NCBI's taxonomy places the organism in Eukaryota, Fungi, Ascomycota, Sordariomycetes, Glomerellales, Glomerellaceae. The transcript has a single exon. The record is from RefSeq and is a predicted model, not a curated record.